This is a messenger RNA of Plodia interpunctella (Indianmeal moth), 1841 nucleotides long. Its product is annotated as lipase 1-like. Gene Ontology annotation, molecular function: hydrolase activity, acting on ester bonds. The transcript has a single exon. The record is from RefSeq and is a predicted model, not a curated record. Gene Ontology annotation, biological process: lipid metabolic process. Lineage: Eukaryota; Metazoa; Arthropoda; Insecta; Lepidoptera; Pyralidae. The coding region runs from base 430 to 1626 and encodes 398 amino acids.
AUAAAAUGUUAUAGGUACUUGUUAAUUUUAUAGUUGCUUGUUAUUGUUUUUAGUGAAUAUGUCUGUUGUGUAGUAAUAAUGGAAACAGGAUUUUUUUAGCAGACGAUUAUACUGCUUACUGACCAAUCGUCUAGUAGCUGUGCCUCUCUAGUGGGAAUUAAACUUUUCUCAUGAAUGUAGCCAUUUCAUUUUAAUCGGACUACCAGUUCCUGGCACUAGUACAAAUUAUUCAGCUCUUUAUUAGUACGUAUUUAAAAAUUGUUGUAUAACCAGUUCAACAUACGCCAUUUAGCGAUAAAACACACUUUGAACUUGGAAACUGUAAAAUGAAUGAAAAUCUGCGAUAGAUACGUUCAUCAUACAGACCGGUUGUGAAGGCUAAGUGUAAUCUAAGAGCUAGUAUAUUGUCAGCACUCACGUCAUGUUAACAUGAUGGAAAAAAUCGCAAUACUAAUACUAGUGGCGUUAGAAUGUUACGUCCAGCAGACGGUGCCUCAUCCGCCGGACCUAGUGUUGCCUGGAGAUGCAUAUUUGGACUUCCCAGGAUUGGCCAAAAAGUACGAUCUGGAUUGUGCAAUCUACGAUGUGACUACCGAAGAUGGAUAUAUCCUGAAGUUAUUCCACAUCCCUGGUAAUAAAAGUUCACCAGUUUUGGUUAUACAUGGCGUUCUGGACUCGGCUGAUUCGUUCAUUCUACGAGGGAAUUCUUCUUUGACAGCAAUUUUACACAAAAACGGCUAUGAUGUUUGGGUGGGAAACGCCCGGGGUAGCAGAUACGGCAGAAGACACGAAACCCUAAACCCAGAUGCUGACAAAUCCUUUUGGAGCUUCAGUUUCCAUGAAAUCGGAUAUUACGACCUUCCAGCGAUGAUAGACUUCGUUUUAGACAAAACGAAGAUGGUUUCACUGAGUGCUAUAGGACAUUCUCAGGGGAACCAAGUUUUCUACGUGCUUGGAGCAGCUCGACCUGAUUAUAAUAAGAAGAUUAGAGUAUUAAUAGCUUUGGCACCGAUAUGCUAUUUACAUAACGUUAUGCCUCCAGUGAAUGAUGUAGUUGCAUUAGGACCAAUCAUAAACGAGUUAUUAUUAUUGGUUGGAAGGGAAGAAAUACUUGGGGAUACAGGAACCGUGCGUAAAAUAAUAGAUUUAUUUUGUUUAGAAGGUCCGCAAGGAUAUAAAAUGUGUGUGGAAGGUAUAUUCUUUCCUCUGGCUGGUCCUGAUCCGGCGGAAUUCGAACCAGAAUUUGCGCGUAUCGUCCUCAAUCACUAUCCCACAGGCACAUCUAGAAAAAACGCUAAGCAUCUUCUUCAAGUGGCCCAGAAGCGGGAAUUCUUAUAUUACGACUACGGAACCAUUGAGAAUUUAGCUAAAUAUAACUCUAUAGUUCCACCUAAAUAUGAUUUAGGUAAAGUGACAAUGAAGGUAGCGUUGAUAUCGGGCAAGAACGAUCGCUUGUCCACGUUGAAAGACGUGAAGAUCUUGAGGAAACAGCUACCGAACUUGGUUGACUAUAAGGUGUUAGAUUAUCCAUACUUUAAUCAUAUGGACUUUAUCUGGGCGAAACACAUGAGGCUACAUUUGUUUCCUCAUGUGAUCAAAAUAUUGCGUACUUAUGGACAAGGGUGAACAUAUUUUCUUUUCUACUGUAAAUUAUCAUAAGACUAGUAUUAACUAUCCUAACUAAAAACCGAAUUGAGUUUAUUUUUCUGUUUCUUUUUCUCCAUAGGAAAUUUGACAUUUUAUUGUAUAAACUCUAUUUAUUACGAAAAUAAUUAAAUUGAUAAAAUUAAAUCCUUAUUUGUGUAUUAAAUAAAUAACUAAAAGAUAAUGAUCGCCUUGUA